AGAUUGAUAUUCACAACCACCACCAGAUGCCGCUCUUUCUGGGUCAAAUUACCGGAACCUGAGAAUAUAUCUUUCCUCUCCUCCCAGUUCUCCUGUUCGUAGUGAAACUUCCGUGUUGCUGAUGGGUAUUGUAAACAAGCGGACUUUUGGAAUUGUCAUAGCUCUUGAGGAAAAACUAUCUUCAAAAACAGAAAGGAGAAACGGAACUGUUUCUAGAACUACUAGAUAGAUGAUGAGUUCUUGGACAAUCUUGAAAACUGUUUAUGACUAAAGAGAGAAAUCUUCUGCAUUCCAGAUUAAGAAACUUUCUGAGUGAGUUUAUUUUGUUGUUUCAGCCCAGAAAUGCCACCAAUAUUCCCAGAUUACAGGGAGAAAUACAGAGACUGUGUUAGAAAGAAAUACCAGACACCAGAAGAUGGGAAUGCUUGCCACAGGGCUCAUCUGUAUCUAAAUGAAAGAUGCACUAAACUAAUUAGUGCAAAUGUAAAGGAAGGAGAGCAUGACAUAUUGAACAGGCCAUGGAGACAUACAGGGAUCAUAUCGGAGCAAACAGCUGCUAUUACCAUAGAUUCCCUCUUUGGUGAAGACACUGACAGAGCGCAGACAGCUGUGCUUCUGGGAGCGGCUGGUGUUGGGAAAACCACGAUGGCAAGAAAGAUCUUGCUGGACUGGGCAGCUGGAAGGCUCUUUCCUGACAGAUUUGAUUCUGUAUUCUACUUAAGCUGUAGGCAAAUGAAUCUUGUUGUAGGGCAGACUAGUUUGGCUGACUUGAGUUUAAAUAGCCACCCUGAAUUUACUCAAAAAGAAGCACAACAAGAACUUCUAAUGAGUCCUGGUAGACUGCUCUUCAUAGUUGAUGGCUUUGAUGAACUGAAUUGUUCCACUGAGCAAGAGGAAGGCAACCUGAGUACUGAUCCCCAUGAGAGGAAGCCAGUGGGAAUCCUGCUGAGCAGUUUAUUCCAGAAAACUCUUCUUCCCGAGGCCUGCUUAAUAAUCACAACCAGGCCAAAUGCUUUGGGGAACCUUGAGAAGUGCUUACAAUCUCCUUGCUAUGUGGAGCUCCUGGGAUUUUCUGAGGAGGGGAAAGAAGAAUAUUUCCACAAGUUCUUUGGGGAUAAAGCAUUGGCCACACAGGCUCUUAAUUACGUUAAAGGGAAUGAAGCAUUUUGGACUGCAUGCUUUGUCCCUAGUGCGUGCUGGCUUAUCUGCACUGUGAUGAAACAACAGUUAAGUGGUAGGGAAGAUCUAGUGCCAAUGUGUGAAAACCUCACUGCAGUGUAUGCACUCUCUCUCUCUCAUUUGUUGACUGAGUCUCCCUGCAAUAGAUCAGAGCAACAGAAUGUGAGAGGGUUUUGCUCACUGGCUGCUGAUGGAAUCUUGCAAAAGAGAGCCUUGUUCAAGGAAGACGAGAUCCGGAAGCAAGGUUUAGAUCCUCUCUCUUCCACUUUGUGUGAGCAUCUUUUUCAAAAAGAUCCUGAUUGUUCUGGCAUCUACAGCUUCAUCCACUUCAGUCUGCAAGAGUUUCUUGCCGCUUUGUUCUGCCUUUUUGAAGAUGGCCCUGAAGAUUCUCAGACCACCAAGCAAGAUAUCAACGUGUUGCUUGAAAGCUGUCACAAAGAUCAAGGAGAUGUAACCUUAAUUGUGCAAUUCAUCUGUGGCCUUUUAAACAGAGAAAUAAUGCAAUAUAUAAAAGACCAAUUUGGGUGGAAAAUAUCCUCUGCGGUUAAGACUAAUGUACUGGAGUGGCUUAAAGGAGACACACAGAAAACAUUAGCUUAUCCCAAUUAUGAUCAACUGGAGCUCUUUCAUGCUUUGUAUGAGAACCAUGAGGAGGAAUUUGUUCGAAGUGCACUUGCUCAUUUGACUGAAAUAACAAUGGACAGGUUGAAAUUUACACCCAUGGAUCAAGCGGUUCUCUCUUUUUGCAUAAAGAACUGCUUAAAUUUGGAGGCCCUUUCCCUGUAUACAUGUGUGUUUCUGUCAAAGGACCAUGAGGCAGAAGAACUUCUGGGAUUGUCUAGCUGGUCAUCUCAACCAUGUCAGAAGACACGGAAGCAUUCACCAAUUUAUCUGCUCUGCGAAGCGCUGAAAGACUCAAACAGUAAAAUAAAGAAACUGGAGCUUGAUGGAUGUAAACUCACCGACAGUUGCUGUGCAGAUCUCUCCACUGUUCUCUCCACAUGCCAAAUGCUGGUAAAUCUGAGUUUACAGAUGUCUAAUCUGAAAGAUUCUGGAGUGAGACUGCUGUGUGAAGGCCUGAGUCACCCAAACUGCAAACUAGAGAAACUUGAGUUGUGGGACUGUGACCUGACCCAUGCUGGCUGCAGGGAUCUCGCUGUCCUUCUCGGGACCAGCCAGGCCUUGACCGAGCUGAAGCUGAGUGAGAAUUCUUUGCUGGGAGAUCAAGGAGUUGAGCUGCUGUGUCAAGGACUGAAACAUCCCGACUGCACGCUGCAGAGCCUGGGGUUGGAAGACUGUAAGCUCACGGCUCCUGGCUGUCAGGCUCUUGCCUCUGUUCUGGGCACCAGCCAAAUGCUGACAAAACUGCACCUGGGAAACAAUGGACUGGGAGAUGCAGGAGUGAAGCUGCUCUGUGAGGGACUGAAACAUCCCAAGUGCAAACUGCAAACUCUAUCACUGGCUACUUGUGAGCUGACAUCUGCCUGUUGUGGGGAUCUUUCCUCUGUGUUGAGUGUCAGUCAGACAUUGACAGAGCUGGUCCUGGAAUACAACAAACUGGAAGACACAGGAGUGAGGCUGCUCUGUGAGGGACUCAAACAGCCAAACUGCAAACUGCAAAUAUUGGGGUUGGGGCAGUGCAAUGCAACAGCUGCUUGUUGUGGGGAUCUUGCAUCCAUUUUCGCCACCAACCAGGCUCUGAUGGAGCUGGUUGUGGAAUUUAACCCCCUGGGUGAUUCAGGAGUGACGCUUCUGUGCCAGGGACUGAAGCAUCCACGUUGCAAACUGCAGACACUAAACUUGUACAAUUGUGACCUCAGUGCUGCUUGCGGUGGGGAUCUUGCCUCUGUCCUCUGCAGCAGUCAGACACUGACAGAACUGCUACUGGGAGGCAACUCACUUGGAGACCUGGGAAUGAAGCUGCUGUGUGAGGGGCUGAAACAUCCAAACUGCAAAUUGCAGAAACUGUGCUUGUGCGAGUCCGAAAUCACAGCAGCUAGUUGUGGGGAGCUCUCUUCUGCUCUCAGCACAAACCAGAUGCUGGAAGACAUUGAUUUAUGGAACAACCAGUUGGGAGAUUCAGGAGCGAGGCUGCUUUUUGAGGGGCUGAAACAACCAACCUGCAAACUUCAGAUUUUGUCAAUGUGUAAUUGCAAGUUGACAGCAGCUUCCUGUGGCGACAUCUCCUCUGCUCUCUGCACCAAUCAGAAUCUGAAGGAGCUGCGGUUGGAUGCGAAUGAACUGGGAGAUUCAGGGGUGAUGUUGCUGUGUCAGGGGCUGAAACACCCCAAUUGCAGACUGAAAAAAAUAGGGUUGGACAGUGACCAGUUAACUGCAAAGACAGUGAGGAUGCUGAGUGCCCUGAAAAAGAUGAAGCCGGAUCUCCUUAUAGACAUCUAGAGGGCAACAGUGAGAUGGGGCAGGAACAGACAAGUAAAGAAUACCAGGAUAGCAACACUGGGGGGAUUUCACUGAAGGGUGUCCUCUUUAUGUAUCAACAGAGACAAUAUUCUGGCUCCCCUUCCAGGUGGUAGCCAAACCAACAGGCAGGAUGGGAAAGAAAAGGAUAUGACUCUUCCAAGAUCCUCCUGGAGACCCUUCCACCUACUCCCACAGCUUGGAAUUUCAGCUGCCAGCUUUCUUUAUUGGUCUGGAGGCUAAAUGUCUUUUGUGUGCUGAAUAGAGCAGGAUUCUUCAUUGGCAUCAAACCGAAGUGUGUCCUCCUGACUAAUUGCUUAUUGCACCCAUGUGACACUCCAGCCAAAGCGGAAUACUCUGCACGGUUCCCCCGGCACCAUGUGAAGAUUAUCAUUCUCACCAUGCAGUGCUGCACUUUGCUUGGUGCUGGAGUGCUCCUUUAAGGGAAACGGAGCUGUCUUGAGCCUCUGCACUAAGUGGUUUUGUUACACCUGAAAAAACAACAUUUUUUUUAAAAAACAAAUGCACUACACUCAAGUUGGUUUGUGAUCCAAAAGGUUUGCAUGAAAACUGUGAAGCGAAGGUCAUGUGCUGUGGUUUUAUCCACCACCACCCCCGCCUGUCACCGCCUUAUGAAUGCUCUAUAUGUCCAAGUUGGUUUUGUGUUUGAAUUGUGGAGCCUCUCAAUUAGUUUGUGAAUGGUCAGGAAGCUGUGUAAAUCCAUUGGGGCUUGUGUAGUCUCCUCCACCUGCCUUUCCCCCCAGUGUACUCUGGCCCAGACCUAUUGGGGUUUUGGUGAAAUGUAUAUCAUACAGAGAGGAUGCUUAUUUUGCAGGGGGUCCCCCAUAAGCUCAUUAGGUCUAGAGUGCAAAAUUUCCUAGCUAUACAUGCUAUACAGCAUCUCUGAGCUGAGGAGACAGUCACAAGCCAGCAAGUCAAACAGGAAUUGAGAACAAGGCAAAGGUUACACCAAGCAGCCAGCCAGGAGAACCCUCAAUAUCAGGGAACCCUGAUACUGAGGCAAGGCCUGCACUAGCCAGGAAACCUCCUGUACUUCCUGCUUCAGAGAGAGCCAAUACUGAUUCUUCAGAAACGUUCUUGCCCAGGGCUUAAAGACUAGAAACCCUGCUGCAGUGCAUUGACCUGCCACAAGGGGCAGCAAUGUGCAUAACUUGGACCAGGCAGAACCGGACACCUAUGAAAGACUGCAAUGCAUUCUGCGGAAUCCCUUCUUUUUGACUUGCAAGAACAACUCUGUACACUGCUGCUGGUGUUAUAGGUGCACCACAGGCAGUGAAAUGAUCAGGGAAGAUGGCUGUUUGCCCUAGACAGUUGCUCUGGAGGACUAGGAUCAUAGGAAGCUGACGUAUACAGUCAGACCAUGGGUCCAUCUAGCUCAGUAUUGUCUACACAGACUGGCAGCAGCUUCUCCAAGGUUGCAGACAGAAGUCUUUCUCAGCCCAAUCUUGGAGAUGCCAGAGAGGGAACUUGGAACUUUUUGUGUGCAAAUGCUCUUCCUAGCGCGGCCCCAUCUCCUAAGGGGAAUAUCUUACAGUGCUCACACAUGUCUCCCAUUCAAAUUAAAACCAGGGUGGACCCUGUUUAGCAAAGGGGACAAUUCAUGCUUGCUACCACAAGACUAGCUCUCCUCUCUCUUCACCUCCACCAGGAACCAGGGGCACACCUAUCUGAUUUGGGUGCCCAGACCUCCCAGCUGCAACUUCCCUCCCCGCACAAAGCCCCCCCCAACCUACUUUUGCAGGGCCUUGCCAAACCUCCAUUUUUUCCCCUUUUACUACAGCCGUCACGCUGCCGAGGGGUAGCUGCUGGGGGUGAGCGGAGCAGUCCUUCUCUGCUCUUCCCCCUCCAACAGAGGCGGCAGCAGCAGCAGCUGGAGUGACACUGGGCCUGUCUGCUCAGGCCAGCCUCUUCUGCCAGCUGCAAGGCACACCUGAGAAAUCAUCGCAAGCCUGUCAUGCCAGCACAGUUGAGAGAUAGUUGCAAGCCCGUGAGGUCACAGCCUUGCAACAAUCUCUCAACUGUGCAAGCACGCCUCACAGUUGGCAGAAGACGCUGGCCCGAGUGGACCGCCCCAGUGUUGCUCCGGCCACUGCAGCUGCAAAAGGGGGGAUGGGGAGAGCAGAGAAGGACUGCUCUGCUCACCCCCCAGCAGCCACAUCUCAGCCGCGUGGUGGCUAUAAUUAAAAAAAAACAAAACAUGGAGGUGGGGCAGGUGCAGGACAGCUGCCAGAGGCCCACCAGCCAUUUGGUGCCCCCCCCAAACAUUGGAGGCCACGGACCGGGGCCCCAAGGUCUGGGGGUUAGAGCGUCUCUGCAGAAAGGGGCAGGCAUUCCAUUAUCACAACAUACAAAAUGAUUCAAUACUGAAUAACGAAUGGGGUGGGGUGGGGGGAGCCAUAACCUAUCCAGAGCAGAUCCAUUAAACCACAGCAAUACAUAAAUUCUUACAAUGACCAGUAAUUUCAACAGUCUUGUGCAAGAACCAGAUGGACUGAAACUAUAAUAAUUACAGAUUUAUUUAUUUAUUUGUUA
Messenger RNA from Hemicordylus capensis (graceful crag lizard), 6150 nucleotides. Its product is annotated as ribonuclease inhibitor-like. The transcript has 12 exons. The record is from RefSeq and is a predicted model, not a curated record. The coding region runs from base 343 to 3579 and encodes 1078 amino acids. Gene Ontology annotation, cellular component: cytoplasm. NCBI's taxonomy places the organism in Eukaryota, Metazoa, Chordata, Lepidosauria, Squamata, Cordylidae. Gene Ontology annotation, molecular function: protein binding.